Cydia splendana is the source of this 717-nucleotide messenger RNA. RefSeq lists its product as uncharacterized. The record is from RefSeq and is a predicted model, not a curated record. The coding region runs from base 1 to 717 and encodes 238 amino acids. The transcript is spliced from 2 exons. NCBI's taxonomy places the organism in Eukaryota, Metazoa, Arthropoda, Insecta, Lepidoptera, Tortricidae.
AUGGCGCUUUACGGGGCGCCAAUAUGGGCGGGCACCCUGAGAACUCGAAGUGCGGUGCUAUUGCGUCGGCCGCAGAGGGCCAUAGCUCUCAGGGUGGCUAGAGCGUAUCGCGAUAACUCGCACGCAGCAGCCGGCCUGCUAGCCGGGAGCCCGCCUUGGGACCUUGAAGCCAAGGUUCAGUCCGCGGUCUAUUGGCGGGUGCUAGCAGUAAGGAGGGAGGAAAACUGGCCCGCCCCUCAAGAAGUUCGCAAGUGGCGGGAAGAAGCACGAGAGGUGCUCUAUGAAAAAUGGUCGGAGCGUCUGGAGAUCCCGGGAGCUAGCCGGGACCUGGUGGCCGCUCUCCUGACGGGGCACGGCUGCUUCGGCUGGUACCUGUGUGAGAGGGUGGGAAGAGAGCCGACGACAGUGUGCCACCAUUGUGAUGGAAGAGCCGUGGACACGGCCCAACACACGCGCGAGAUAUGCCCUGCAUGGGCGGAGCCUCGCGCUGCCCUGGCCGCGGCUGUGGGAGGAGACCUCUCACUGCCGGCGCUAAUACGCCGUAUGAUCAGCAGUGAGGAGGCAUGGUUGGCAGUGGCUUCCUUUAGCGUCACCGUUCUGACACAAAAGGAAACCGCAGAACGAUCGCGCGAGGACGACGCAAACUCGCUUCCUCAGCGCCGAAGGAGGCCAGGUAGGCGGAGAAGAGCCUUCGCAGCAAGGAUAAUGCCGCCUUAA